AUGGAAGCGCACUACAGCCCAGAACUCCUGGGCUCAAGCGAUCCUCCUGCCUCAGCCUCCCGAGUAGCUGGGAUUACAGGCACGCGCCACCGCGCCCGGCUGUUGUCUUGUUUUUAA
Lipotes vexillifer (Yangtze River dolphin) is the source of this 117-nucleotide messenger RNA. RefSeq lists its product as uncharacterized. Bases 1 to 117 code for a protein of 38 amino acids. NCBI's taxonomy places the organism in Eukaryota, Metazoa, Chordata, Mammalia, Artiodactyla, Lipotidae. The transcript has 2 exons. The record is from RefSeq and is a predicted model, not a curated record.